Messenger RNA from Dioscorea cayenensis subsp. rotundata (Guinea yam), 1303 nucleotides. Its product is annotated as RING-H2 finger protein ATL16-like. The record is from RefSeq and is a predicted model, not a curated record. NCBI's taxonomy places the organism in Eukaryota, Viridiplantae, Streptophyta, Magnoliopsida, Dioscoreales, Dioscoreaceae. Gene Ontology annotation, molecular function: transferase activity. Bases 439 to 1278 code for a protein of 279 amino acids. Gene Ontology annotation, biological process: protein ubiquitination. The transcript has a single exon.
AACCUUACAAAACUGCAUUCAUAAACUGAUUUACAAACACAUAUAUAUAACCAUAUCUCCUUGCAACUCUUCCACUUAUUCUUCAUCUCUCUGUAAUCUCAAACUCUUCUACUUCUCACUUCUAUAUAUACACACACAAUCCCUGUCCUUAUUCCAGCUACAUGAACUUCUCUUGACUUUCUCUCCCUCUUUCUCUGCACACAUAAACAAUAAAUUCUUUUCAUUAAAAACCCAUCACUAUAAAACAUCAUGUCCCAUAAAAAGCUUUGAAGUCACCCCUUUGAACUAGUCCUCUCUCCUUCUCUUUCUGUCUUCUCCUCUUCAACCUCACCCUCCUACAUCUUCUUCUGCCUUCCUUAUACAAUCUCCACACCACUCUCAACACUUUCAUAUCAUCAUCAUCAUCAUCAUCAUCACCAUUCAAUCUCAAGUCUCAUAAUGUCCACAACACAGAACCAUCCACCACCACCACCAUCACCUUCUUCCUCAGACAACAACUUCCCAAUCCUAGCAAUCUCCAUCCUUGGCAUCCUCACCACCUCCAUCCUCCUCCUCGCCUACUACCUCUUUGUCACCAAAUCCUGCUUCAACUGGCGCCGCUCUCGCCUCCCUCUCACCAAUCCCCAUCCUUCCCAACCUCUCUUCCAACCCCAACCUCAGCCUCUUGGCCUUCCUCCUUCUCUUAUCCAAUCCCUCCCCAUUCUCCGCUUCUCCAAAUCCUCCUCUUCAUCAUCAUCCAACCAGUGCUCUAUUUGCCUCACUGACUUCCAACCAAACGAACACCUCCGUCUCCUUCCCUCCUGCUCCCACUCCUUCCACAUCGACUGCAUCGACAUCUGGCUCCAAUCCCACCCCAACUGCCCUCUCUGCCGCUCCCUCAUCCUCUCUCAGGACUUUCAUCGAACACCUACCCUGCAUCCCCAACUUCCAAAUUCUUCUUCUUCUCCUUCUUCUCCUCCUCCUCCUCCUCCUCUUCUUCCCCUCAGAAAAGCUCCCAGCUUUGGCCAUGAAUGCAUUGAUCUUAGACCUUUCAAAGAUGAUACCUUUUGCAUUCAACCAAUCAGGAGAUCUUUCUCUAUGGAUUCUUCCGCUGAUCGCCAGCUCUAUCUCUCCGUUCAGCAAGCUCUGCAGCGUGACCGCCAUUUCCAGGAACAGGAGCAGGAGGAUGAGGAUGUUAUUGGGAGUAGUGGCUCUAAGGUUCGCCGCUCCUUCUUCUCCUUCGGCCAUGGCCGGAGCUCUCGGACCUCGUCGGUGCUUCCUAUCCAGUUUGAGAUGUGAACUUUGCGUGUGAGAAACACGGUUG